CGGAUAAGGUUGUGGUCCGCAACAAACCCAGGCAGCCAGCUUCUCGAUCGCUCGUUCGCUAGCCCCAUCUCGUGUCCUUUCUCUACCUCUGAGCCAUCGCAUUGCAGCCCCGGCCUGCUCAUCUUCCUCCCCUACCAAACUCUCUGUGGUGCCGAGGUUAAUCAGUGUACAGCAAUGGCUGUGGCCUCCAUGGUUCAUGCACCGUCUCUCCUGGCAGUGCAGACCUUCCGCGGACAGAAGAAUGCUGCCGCUAACCGCUCACCGAGAGCGGCGGCUUUCAGAGUCCGGGCGGCGAAGCUUCCUGCCGGAGUCCGGGUGCCAAGGGCGCAGCCCAAGCUGAGUGAGCCGUUCCUGGGGUUCACCAAGACCGCGGAGGUCUGGAACUCCAGGGCCUGCAUGAUGGGCCUCAUUGGGACCUUCAUCGUGGAGCUGAUAUUGCACAAAGGUGUUCUUGAGAUAAUCGGUUUCGAAGUGGGGAAAGGCCUCGAUAUUCCACUGUAGUCUGCUCUCCCUCCUUGCCUAUAAGAUGUUGAUGCUCGGGAGAUAAGAGCCACAAGAAAGCGUUACCAAUUAUGCGCAAAAAAAAAACCGUUACCAAUGGCUAUGCUAUGCAUCAUAGCAAAUAUAUAAUGGAGCUCUGAGCAUUUCAUUGUGCUUGCUAUUUUUCAUUUUUACACUCGUCUUACCAAAGUGAUCGACAGAGUGAUCUUCAACACUUGACAAUAUUCUGCUGAGAUGGGUGAUAGUUUGUACCGUUAAUAUGAAAACUUGUUCGUUGUUUUGAAAAGAAAAACUGAAGUUGUCCAUGUUUUGAAAAGUAUGCUGACUUGUAAAUCACAAUGAUGUGGUUCCGAUGCCAUGAUAUUCUGAACUAGUGUUUCUACAUAUGA
Molecule: messenger RNA, 890 nt
Organism: Triticum aestivum (bread wheat)
Lineage: Eukaryota; Viridiplantae; Streptophyta; Magnoliopsida; Poales; Poaceae
Product: light-harvesting complex-like protein OHP1, chloroplastic
Exons: 3
Coding region: 175-501 (108 amino acids)
Source: RefSeq, a predicted model, not a curated record